Molecule: messenger RNA, 1755 nt
Organism: Phaeoacremonium minimum UCRPA7
Lineage: Eukaryota; Fungi; Ascomycota; Sordariomycetes; Togniniales; Togniniaceae
Product: putative major facilitator superfamily transporter protein
Exons: 8
Coding region: 1-1755 (584 amino acids)
Biological process (GO): transmembrane transport
Molecular function (GO): transmembrane transporter activity
Source: RefSeq, a predicted model, not a curated record
AUGACAAGCGUUACCAACUGGCCAUUUCCGGAAGUGGCCCGCCACUCUCGUUCCUUUGUCGACGAAAAGCCUCUUCGUGAUGAGGAGUCUCUCAAGGAGGAUGUUCUCACAAAAGGGGACACCACGCUGGUCGUGGGCAGUACUGAUCUCUUCGACGAAUACGGCCAGAUCCGUCUGAUUCCUAUGCCAAGUCCGGAUCCCAAGGACCCUCUCAAUCUACCAAACUGGAGGAAGUGGGUUGCUAUCGGAGUUCUUUGCUUUUUCGGAUCUCUUGCCUUAUCUGCAGAGAUUGUGAUCGGCGGUCUUAUCCCAAUCUUCCUGCUCGAGUAUGCUGGUCUUGACCCGCGGACCAUCAAGGAGGUCGACUUCGUUGCGCAAAGCGGCGGAAGCGGAGCCACGUUGAACCCGCUUGCCGUCAUCCCUCAAGGUGUCACUCCUCCAGACUUGGGGAGGGUAUCACUGCUGGCGACUGUACCGUUGUUGGCUAAUGGAAUCGCAAGCUAUUUUCUCGUUCCCCUGUCUAUUGCUAUUGGGCGUCGACCUGUUCUUCUGCUGACAGGGGCGAUGGCAUGGGGAGGUGGUUUGCUAGCCGCCUUGAGCACAUCUCUCGACAGUCACCUUGCAGCUCGGGCAUUGCAGGGCCUUGGCGCGGGUGCAGUUGAGGCUUUGAUACCACUGAUUGUCCAAGACAUGGUGUUCAUUCAUCAGAGAAACAAGGCUAUGUCUGCUAUUGUAUCGAGUCAGGGUAUAAUCAUCAUUGGUCUUGGAAUCUCUGCCCCUUAUGUUGCCGCCAACUUCACCUGGCGCUGGCUCUACUAUAUCACGUCGGGUUUUGGUAUCCUUGCUUGGUUCUUGCUUAUUGCAUUUCUUCCGGAGACUCGAUGGACGAGGUCUCCGGAAGAGCUAAGUGGCCAAAAGGUUCAUCCCGUUUCAUUUGGACAGAACCGGCCCGAUCUGGACUUCAAUGCUUACACACCACGCACUACGUGGACCAACGUUGGUGUGUUCCAGUUCGGGUUUGAGUUCAAAAAUGCUGGCAAGUCCAUGUUGGAUACGUUGAGGACGACCAUUUUCCCCGCGGUGAUUUGGGCUGUCUUGGCCAACAGCAUCUUCAUCAUUGUCAACCAGGCUGCGGCUCAGCUCUCGUCGUUCGUCCUUCUUGCACAAGGUUGGGAGUUUCAGUAUACAGGGCUAUCGGUUAUCCCUUUUGUGGCAGCAUCCGGCCUAGUGUACCUCCUUGGCGGUCCCGUUGCUGACCGUGUAUCCAACGCGGUGACUAGGCGCUACGGCGGUGCAAGAGAGGCAGAACAUCACCUUCCCAAUCUAGUCCUCCCGUUUGUCUCCGGCAUCGCUGGAGUUUUUAUCUUCGGAUGGGCAGGUCAAAACAACGUUCACUGGGCUGUUCUCCUGUUUGGUUCCUUUCUCAUCAUAUUCGCGUUCCUAACUGUCAUGACUGUCCUGAACGUCUUCAUUGUGGAGAGUUAUCCGAUGUGGGCUGGACCGGUGCUGGUUAAUGUGUCCAGCCUCCGCAUCAUUACAGCCUUUUUCUUAGCCAGCGAAGUCACGACCUGGGUCGCGGAGAAGGGUCUGCUGGGAACUUUUGUUAUCUAUGCCGAAGUCAUGAUUGUGGUGUCAUUGGGUAUUCCAGCUCUUUUCUUUGGGGGCAAAAAGUUGCGCCAGUUGACUGCGGGCAGUGUCCGUGCAAAAAUGCCCGCAAAGAUGGUUGAUGAUUCAAUGAGCGAGAGAUCUGUGUAA